Carassius carassius (crucian carp) is the source of this 2687-nucleotide messenger RNA. Its product is annotated as chromosomal protein D1. NCBI's taxonomy places the organism in Eukaryota, Metazoa, Chordata, Actinopteri, Cypriniformes, Cyprinidae. Gene Ontology annotation, molecular function: DNA binding. The transcript has 2 exons. The record is from RefSeq and is a predicted model, not a curated record. The coding region runs from base 228 to 1388 and encodes 386 amino acids.
CGAACUGUGGACGCCAAGCGAGAGUCGAGGAAGAAUUGGCAUUGCCUUUCAAAUAAUCACAGUCGCCCGCCCACUGUCCGAUGCUGUUUGCAUCGAAAAUAUUGUCGAAUGCAUGAAAAAGAUCAUCUCUGCUGUUGUGAAAGCGCUUUGCGAGUAAGAUUCUCAGCACCAAACAGACGAGCGUGGCACUGUUACGUCUGAAGUUGUGAGCGAGAAGCUGCAACGUGAUGGAGGUUGAGAAUAAAGAAGGAACCAAGAGCCCUCUGCCCAAUGGCAGCACCCAUCCACCCAAACGUGGACGAGGCAGACCACGAGGGUCAGUCAAUAAGAAGUUCACUGUUGAGAAAGCGCCGACACACAAUGCUAGGCCAUCGAAAAAGGUGGACUUCUUUUCUCCUGACAUAGUCAUAAAGACCAAGGUGAAGAAACGUGGUCGACCUAAGAAGAUAAAAAUGCCCGGUAGGCCGAGAAAGAUCCCACUCACGCCUGAGGAAGAAUCAGAGAGACUUCAGAGGAUGAGUUUACAACGCAAGCGGAGACUGUCAAAGCCCCUCGGAAGACCACGCAUUCAUCCCAUCGCUGAAGGUCCCAAGGUAAAAAGGGGAAGAGGAAGACCACGCAAGUAUGGAGCAAAAUCCGGUACGCAAAGCGGCGGAGACAAACACGAUGACGUCGAAAGCAGCAUUGAUGUCUCCAACGGCUCUCCACGAAAAAGAGGAAGACCAGCAGGCUCGAUGAAAAGGAAGCGGGGUCGGCCCGCAGGUUCUGCCAAGAUUGCCAGGGCUUCAGAUGGAACCCCAAAGAAGAGAGGCCGCCCUCCAGGCUCUCCCAACAAGGUGAAGAAGAUUCAGCGGGCUGACGGAUCUCCACGCAAGAGAGGCCGACCCCCAGGCUCCGGAACCAAACUGAAGGUCAUUCAGCGAAACCUUGACGGAACUCCUCGCAAGAGGGGCCGACCUCCAGGUUCUGGCAAAAAGGUCAAGAUUGUUGAAAAGAACGUCGGAGACACUCCCCGCAAGAGAGGCCGACCUCCAGGUACUGGCAAAGUCAAGGCUCCAGAAGGUGGAGAGACGGGAGGUGAGAAUGCCGAUGGCGCCGCUCCGCGUCGUAAGAGAGGACGUCCAAGCAAAGUCAGACUCGCAGUCGUUCUCGAAAAACUCCCCUCGGCGUCUGCGGAAGAAGACGAAGAGGAGACCGACGCCCCCUCUCCCAAACAGUCUCGCACCUCCGAUGAUUCGUCGCAAAAUCCAAAUGAAGAUGAUGAAGAUACCAGGGUGAGCGAGAACGACGCAGACCCAGAAGAGGAUGAUGAUGAGGCCGUUGAUUGUUCAAAAGUCAACAACACAAGCGAGAACGAGAUGGUGGGCAAAUUCAAAAAAAAGAAAUAAAAAGAUAAGGGGCUUCAUUGAAAAUUGGUGGGUAUAUUUUUCGAAGGGUUUUAAUAGGCUAUGUCAUUUUUUUUUUAUCUGACAAAGUUUGCUUUUGAUGUUGCCUGCCAUGCCAGACUGUAUUCCCUCUUUCUUAUUUUGAAGCUCAUUAACUGAAAUGUUUGCUAGCAGUCUGAUUGAGCACUUUUUUUUUUUUUUUGCAUGGAAAAAAAUGUUUGUCUGCAUAAUUUGAAGCAUGCAAACUAGAAGGACAAGUAUGUAGCCUGUUAACAUCAAAAAGAUGAUGCACAAUUAACGGUUCCAUUGAAAACGUUACCAUGCUAAGCACACACCUUAUUUGCUACCAAUGGCUUUUGCCAAAGCAACUGACAAACCAGACUGUUUCAGAUGUGGUAUCCUCAUACAUGUGCAGUAGUCUGUGUGCACAGGAUUUUAAAGUACUCAAAGCUAAUUUUUAAAAUUGAAAUCACCAAGACGGUUUUUAGUCGACGUAGUAGUGGCUGUGAAAAUCUGCAGCUUUUUCCAAGAUGACAGUUCAGCGCGUCUUUGCUGUAGAUUGAUUUCUUUUAUCAUCGUAGGUUCAUUUAUACUUCAACCCUGUAAAAUCAGUCCUGCCGAGUUCAGUGUUUUAUAGUGAAAUGGUCUUAUUUUAUGCUUUGUAUCAGAUCUUUGUCUGAUGGGUCGUUCAUAUAUAGGUGUUGAGUGGUUAGUUUAUGACACCCCCUCAUUUUUGCUAAAAUAUUGUGAUUGCUUUGUUUUCAAGACAUGCCAUUUGUUUUUCAAAAUGUGAAUACAUACAAAUUCUGCUUUGACAGUAGGCACAUGGGUCCUGAUUUUUUUUUUCAUAUGAUUUUUGGCUUUUUAUAUACAUUUUUUGUUGCUCCUGUCUUUUUGAACUUUUUCUCAUGGAACCGUGUUAUUUUUUUUCUUUCUCCUUUAUUUGCUUAGUUUGUGUAAAAGCGUAGACUUUGUCUCUUGCUAUAAACUGUAGAUCUCGUCUUGAUUAAUUUUCAUGUAUGAUUUAGUUUGAAUCUGUAUGUACCAGUAGAUGCUGAAAACAGAUUUUUUUUAGCUUGCAUCUAGAAAUGUUCUUUCAUGUUAAUAAAACGGAUACUGUUCAGACAUGAUGGUUCAAUAGACAUUAAGUGCAUUUCAUGUACACGCUCUUUAAUUAGGUUACUCAUCUGUGCUGUAGUUCGAAACAUUUCUGUAUCGCCGCUUUGUAUGAUUCAUUUCACUGUGAUUUGGAUGAUCAUUGUUGCUGAUUAAUAACCAAUUAAAUCAUACCAUAUUCACCAA